AUGUUUUGUGAUAUUGAUAUUCUUCAUUUAAUUAAUAUUGCUGUUAAACCUGAUAACUGGAAAGAACAUGAAAAAACCAAAUCUUUUAAAAAAGUUAAUGAUCUAUUGGCUAAUUAUUUUCUUAAAGAUUCUACUUUUAAUCGAUUAUCUAAACAUAAUAAAAUACGUGUUUUUAAAUCAAUUACAUACUUUAAUACUGAAGAAAUUUUUAAAAGAAUAAUUGGUAAUUUUGAGGCAGAACUUUCUUCAUUAAUUAAAAUGUUUAUUAAUAAUCAGGGACAAGAUAUCAAAUUUUACUUAUACGAUACGGAUUUUUUUAAUUCCUUUCUUUUUCAUCUUUACAUCCCAGUUAAGUUUAUGGCAUACUCUGAUAGAACAAAACGAAUUUUGAGUGCAGAUAUUGUAGAAACAGUUUUUCCAAAGAAUAUGAAAAUUGAAAGUUCAUUUAGUAUGUUAAUAAUAUUAUGCACGUGUAAAACACGUAAAUUCUUUCAAGUAGUAUCAAAAUUUGAAUACAAUUAUAUAAAUUAUAUUGAUCUUAGUGAAUGUUGGAUUUUUUUUGAUGAAUUAAAAAGAUUGUAUCCAGAGUACUUUCAUAUUGAUGGCUGUCUCGAGAAUCUACUUAGUACUACUUUUUUAAAAGAAAAAAGUACUGAGUCAUUUGGAAAUUUUUUGCAAAAAACUUGCUUAUAUUAUAAGGAAUAUAUUAUAAAAUUUCUUAAACAAUAUAACGUUGAAUUAUAUUGUACCUCAAGUAAAUAUGAUUUAAAGGUUAAUUGUAACUACUUAAGUGAAUUAUGUUUACUUUAUUUAAACAAUACGGAAUUAGAACGUAUAAUAAUUGAAAAAGAAAGUGAAACAAUUAAUUCUGAAGUAAGUAAUAAUACUAGUGAAGGAAAUGUUUUCUUAAAUAGCGAAAUAAGUAAUGAUGAGGAUAUAUCUCAGACAUCAAAGAAUGUUAAUGAAAUUAUAAUAUCUGAAACAAGUAGUAAUAAGGAAAUGAUGGAUGAUUAUGAAAUGCUAAGUGAUAGAAAUACAGAUGAGUGUAAUGAAGGAACAAACAAUUCUGAAAUGUUAGAUAACAAUAGUGUAAAUGAUCUAAGUUCAGGAAUAAAUAAUUCUAUAUUAUUAUGUGAUAAUAAUGAAAAUUCAAAGAAUUCUGAUAUUUUACAAAAAAACGCACGAGAUGAAUCAACAGUUCAUGAAAAUAAAGAACUUUUUAAUAGCAUAAUUGCAGAAAAUGAAAGAGAAGAAUUACUUGAAAAUGUGAAUGAUAUUCAAUCAAGAGAUCAUUCAGCACCACCAAAGACACCUGAAAAUACCAUUAAUAUUGAACAAGUAAAUGCUAAUAAAUGUCUCACUUCGAUAAGAAGUUAUAAAAGACGUAAGAGAAUGUUAAAUGAAUCAAAUGAAGUAAACGAGACUAUUGAUGAAACCAUAAAUGAUGUUUUGAAUAACGUGAAUUUAAAUGAUUCUUUAUCAAUUUUUCAAAUUAAGUGCAAAUAUACUUCUGUAAAUGACAAUGUUAUUCAACUUGUUUUACCUGAUAAGAAUAUGCGUCUAAUAAGUGUAAAAAAUAAUAAUGAUAUAUUAAACAUUGAAAUUUUAAAUUCAAAGAAUCCAAGUGUGAAAGAUACAACAAGAGGAAAAAUUGAAAAUGAUGUUAUAGAUAUAUAUCCAAUUAAAGACUUUAAAUCAAAAACUGUGUUAAUUCCUGAUGGAAAUAUAAAAUAUAGUUUUAACUAUAAAAUUAAUGAAAGAACUAAGUCUGACUUUGUUUUAUUGGAUAAAUCUGAUUUAGACAAUACAAGUCUUAAGUUAAUAUGUUUCAUGAAAUAUAGUAAACAAAACAAAGAAUUAAUUAAAGACACACUUGAUGAGAUGAAUAACUUAAUAAGACUAUAUGGAAGUGGAGAUAUAUCAAAAAACCUACGUUAUUUAAAACAAUUGAAUUCAUAUUUUCGUGAAAUACUAUUUUCUCUUGGCUUCACUAGAUGGUCUUCGAAGUAUAAAAGAUACAUAACGGAUAAAAUAAUAAAAUGCUUCUGUUUAAUUUAUUCUUAUCCAAUAGGAAUUUUAAAUCAAACAAAAUUAAUUAAUAAUAUAUAUCGUCAUUAUGAAAAGUUCAUCGUAGAUGAUAAUUCAUAA
This is a messenger RNA of Strongyloides ratti, 2148 nucleotides long. RefSeq lists its product as hypothetical. The coding region runs from base 1 to 2148 and encodes 715 amino acids. NCBI's taxonomy places the organism in Eukaryota, Metazoa, Nematoda, Chromadorea, Rhabditida, Strongyloididae. The transcript is spliced from 2 exons. The record is from RefSeq and is a predicted model, not a curated record.